Messenger RNA from Suncus etruscus (white-toothed pygmy shrew), 1789 nucleotides. RefSeq names its product spastin (gene SPAST). NCBI's taxonomy places the organism in Eukaryota, Metazoa, Chordata, Mammalia, Eulipotyphla, Soricidae. The coding region runs from base 25 to 1614 and encodes 529 amino acids. Gene Ontology annotation, molecular function: microtubule severing ATPase activity; ATP binding; ATP hydrolysis activity. Gene Ontology annotation, cellular component: microtubule cytoskeleton. The transcript is spliced from 17 exons. The record is from RefSeq and is a predicted model, not a curated record.
GCGCCUGCGCAGUCGCCGCCUGUCAUGCUGCCCGCCGCCGGCGCCGUCGACGCCGCCAACCUGGACGCCGCAGGUUCGACCCCCGCGCCCCCCGUCGGGGAGGCCGAUCGCGUGCGCGCCUUCCACAAGCGCGCCUUCGAGUGCAUCUCGCUCGCCCUGCGCAUCGACGAGGACGACCAGGGACAAAAGGAGAAAGCUGUGGAAUGGUAUAAGAAAGGCAUUGAAGAACUGGAAAAAGGAAUAGCCGUCACAGUUACGGGAAAAGGUGAACAGUGUGAAAGAGCUAGACGCCUUCAAGCUAAAAUGAUGACAAAUCUGGUGAUGGCCAAGGACCGUUUACAACUUCUAGAGAAGCUACAGCCAGUUUUGCAAUUCUCCAAGUCACAAACGGAUGUCUAUAAUGACAAUACUAACCUGACCUGCCGCAAUGGACAUCUUCAGUCAGAAAGUGGAGCUGUUCCGAAAAGAAAAGACCCCUUAUCUCACACUAGUAAUUCCCUGCCUCGUUCGAAAACAGUGAUGAAAACGGGAUCCACGGGUCUAUCGGGCCAUCACCGAGCGCCUAGUUACAGCGGACUGUCCAUGGUGUCUGGAGGGAGGCAGGGGCCUGGGACUGCACCUGCCCUUCAGAAGAAUACUGCAAAAGGAAACAGAACGAAUAAACCUUCUACCCCUACGACUGCUGCUCGUAAAAAGAAAGACUUGAAGAACUUUCGGAAUGUGGACAGCAAUCUUGCUAACCUUAUUAUGAAUGAAAUUGUGGACAAUGGAACAGCUGUUAAGUUUGACGAUAUAGCUGGCCAGGAGUUGGCAAAACAGGCAUUGCAAGAAAUUGUGAUUCUUCCUUCUCUCAGGCCUGAGUUGUUCACAGGACUUAGAGCUCCGGCCCGGGGAUUGCUACUCUUUGGUCCACCUGGAAAUGGCAAAACAAUGCUGGCAAAAGCAGUAGCUGCAGAGUCUAAUGCAACCUUCUUUAAUAUAAGUGCUGCAAGUUUGACUUCGAAAUAUGUGGGAGAAGGAGAGAAAUUGGUGAGAGCUCUUUUUGCUGUGGCUCGAGAGCUUCAGCCUUCCAUCAUUUUUAUAGACGAGGUCGACAGCCUCCUGUGUGAGAGGAGGGAAGGGGAGCAUGAUGCCAGUCGGCGACUCAAGACAGAAUUUCUCAUAGAAUUUGACGGCGUCCAGUCUGCAGGCGAUGACCGAGUCCUCGUGAUGGGCGCCACCAACAGGCCGCAGGAACUCGAUGAGGCUGUGCUCAGGCGUUUUAUCAAACGAGUGUAUGUCUCUUUGCCAAAUGAGGAGACGAGGCUACUUUUACUUAAAAAUCUGUUAUGUAAACAAGGAAGCCCACUAACCCAAAAAGAACUCGCGCAGCUUGCUAGAAUGACUGAUGGAUACUCAGGAAGUGAUCUAACAGCUUUGGCAAAAGAUGCAGCACUGGGUCCUAUUCGGGAACUGAAACCAGAACAAGUGAAGAACAUGUCUGCUAGUGAGAUGAGAAAUAUUCGAUUGGCUGACUUCACUGAAUCCUUGAAGAAGAUAAAACGCAGUGUGAGCCCACAAACCUUAGAAGCAUACAUACGUUGGAAUAAGGACUUUGGAGAUACCACUGUUUAAAGAAAAAAAGCAUAAGCUGCAGAAAAUUUUACUUUCCAAGAAAGAAAGGCCAUCUAAAAAGAAUAGUUACCAGCUACGGAAACCCAGCCUAAGUUUACAGGACUCUUCGUUCUUUUUAUCCUUCGUCCUAUAAGUUAAACCUGAAAACAAAUUUAAAUAAGAUUUACAAUGCAAA